GCGGACAUUCACUCGUAUCAAAGGAUGCAGCGUAUCGAAGCGAGCUGCCGAGCCGUCACUCGCGGGCCGUGCUUCACCAGUCGGCAGUCACACACCGUCGGAGACACCAUGAGUGGAAGCGGCGCCUUGCUCGUGCUCACAGCGGCUGUCUGCGUAUGCGUCAUUGUCCAGGCAUGUGAACCUAACCAAACGCAGCAUGGGUGCAAGAUCUACGGGAACGCGUGCUCUUGCGGCUACGGGUGCAAGACCGACUUUAUCUACAAGAGUAGGAGAAUCUGCCUUAAUGCGCUGAGAGAACGCAGUGCCAACGUCUGCUCCAGAACGCCGUGCCUGAGAGGCAUAUGUAGCCAGACUACACAGGACCCAGGCUUCACCUGCAAAUGCGAAGGCUCAGGGUAUUACGGCCAGCGAUGUGAGAAAGCUUGCCCCACGGCAGCGGUGUACGGACUCGAAUUUCCUCACGAAUGUAUCGUCAUUUGAAGUCAAUAAAUUAAGCAAUUAUUCGUUAGAUUAUAUACCUGAAUCACUGUUAUUAUGAAUACAACAAUGAGUACCAUAAAA
Molecule: messenger RNA, 561 nt
Organism: Bicyclus anynana (squinting bush brown)
Lineage: Eukaryota; Metazoa; Arthropoda; Insecta; Lepidoptera; Nymphalidae
Product: cubilin
Exons: 4
Coding region: 25-480 (151 amino acids)
Source: RefSeq, a predicted model, not a curated record